Lycium ferocissimum is the source of this 435-nucleotide messenger RNA. RefSeq lists its product as uncharacterized. The transcript is spliced from 5 exons. The record is from RefSeq and is a predicted model, not a curated record. NCBI's taxonomy places the organism in Eukaryota, Viridiplantae, Streptophyta, Magnoliopsida, Solanales, Solanaceae. The annotation marks the transcript as partial.
AAAAACAACGAAGUCAAAUAAUAAGCUCACAAAGUAAAUAUGGCACGGAAAAAGCGAUGUUCUGGCUUCUCUUCUACUCCAAUUUCAAUCGGAAAUUGUGAGGUUGUUGUGGAAUCUGGGAAGUUUAGCUCAGAAUUAAAUGAAAAUAGUCUCAAUAUCACUUUGUCAAAGAAUUCCAAAAUCAAAAUCUCUGUUGUGGAUGAUGGGAAUUGUUCAAAGGAAGCCAAAAGCCCUAUAAAUAUUGGGUAUGAGGAAAAUGGAAAUUACUGUUUCGUGCUCAUUAAUCCCAAAGAUGAUGAUGGAAAAACCAAGUCUCUACUUCAGGUAAUUCUUUCUUUUUUGUCUCUGUAUUUCAAAGAUAACUUCCUGCUUGUCUCUGUCAAUACUCAAGUCUCAACAGAGUUCUGCCAGGAAAUGGUGUCUGGCAUUCUAAGU